This is a messenger RNA of Populus euphratica (Euphrates poplar), 1063 nucleotides long. It is a transcript of the gene HTR12, whose product is annotated as Histone superfamily protein. The record is from RefSeq and is a predicted model, not a curated record. Gene Ontology annotation, molecular function: structural constituent of chromatin; DNA binding; protein heterodimerization activity. Gene Ontology annotation, cellular component: nucleosome. The coding region runs from base 279 to 737 and encodes 152 amino acids. The transcript has 7 exons. NCBI's taxonomy places the organism in Eukaryota, Viridiplantae, Streptophyta, Magnoliopsida, Malpighiales, Salicaceae.
GCAGCGAUUUUCUUUUCUUUUUCUUUUUUUUUAAUAAAAAAUCACAAGGGUAUGUUCCCGGAAACGAAGUCGUUUCAGGCUCAUAAACCCAUACAACCCAAACCGAACACGCCCCUACGCACACUCCCUUACCUGGCCAGCCAGACAGACACACAGGAGACCGGCUGCGUUUCAAAAAUUCCAAGAGAGCGGCAAAAAACUAGAAAGAAUAACAAUCCUUACUUUUUGGCUAAAUUUUUAUUUAUUUAUUCAUUUUUAAAUAUAGACACGCUUCAUCGAUGGCCAGAACGAAACAUCCAGUUGCUCGAAAACGAGCCAGAAGCCCGAAGAGAUCCGAUGCCUCACCAUCUACACCUAGAACGCCAACAUCGACGAGAACAAGACCGCAAGCAAAUGGCCAGCAAGGUUCAUCCACACAAAGGCAGAGGAAAAAGCAUCGCUUCCGUCCAGGAACAAUAGCUCUUCGUGAAAUUCGGCAAUAUCAGAAAACUUGGAGGCCACUCAUACCAGCUGCUAGCUUUAUUCGAUGUGUAAGAAUGAUUACCCAGGAGUUUUCCCGAGAAGUGAACCGUUGGACUGCUGAAGCUUUAGUUGCAAUUCAGGAGGCAGCAGAGGAUUUUUUGGUUCAUUUGUUUGAAGAUGGAAUGCUCUGUGCAAUUCAUGCAAAAAGGGUUACAUUAAUGAAAAAGGAUUUUGAGUUGGCCCGUCGGCUUGGAGGGAAGGGACGACCUUGGUGAGAGUGUUACAGUACAAGAGCAUCACUGAUUGUCACCACCUUGAUGUGUAAUUACGCUGCUAUUCUUUGACAGCCUCUGCUUUCUUGUCGUGUAGUAGGUGUUAUGAUGUAUUAUUAGGACAUAGGAAUCAGUCCACCCUCUGUGGCACCUUACAUAAAUUUAACUACCACAGUAAAUGUGGUGCAUGAUAUUUUAGACUAUAGAGAAGGCAGAUCCCAUUGUCAAUGGUUCCUUAGAAUCCACAAAUCAUAUGAGGAUUAUAAAUAGCCAUUUAUCCUGUUGUUUCUGUUGCUUGUUUGAUGUGAAAAUUGGAACCUCAAGCUGCU